Messenger RNA from Arvicola amphibius (Eurasian water vole), 936 nucleotides. Its product is annotated as olfactory receptor 11G2-like. Gene Ontology annotation, biological process: G protein-coupled receptor signaling pathway. Gene Ontology annotation, molecular function: olfactory receptor activity; G protein-coupled receptor activity. Gene Ontology annotation, cellular component: membrane. The record is from RefSeq and is a predicted model, not a curated record. The coding region runs from base 1 to 936 and encodes 311 amino acids. Lineage: Eukaryota; Metazoa; Chordata; Mammalia; Rodentia; Cricetidae. The transcript has a single exon.
AUGAAAACCCUCAGCAGCCCUAGCAACUCCAGCACCAUCUCUGGCUUCAUCCUCCUAGGAUUCCCCUGCCCCAAGGAAGGGCAGAUCCUCCUCUUUGUGCUAUUCUUCAUUGUCUACCUCCUCACCCUCAUGGGCAAUGCUUCCAUCAUCUGUGCUGUGCGCUGGGAUCAGAGACUCCACACCCCCAUGUACCUCCUGCUGGCCAACUUCUCCUUCCUGGAGAUCUGGUAUGUCACCUCCACAGUCCCCAACAUGCUGGCCAACUUCCUCUCUGACACCAAGGUCAUCUCCUUCUCUGGGUGCUUCCUGCAGUUCUAUUUCUUCUUCUCCUUGGGUUCUACAGAAUGCUUUUUCCUGGCAGUUAUGGCCUUUGAUCGCUACCUUGCCAUCUGCAGGCCUCUACACUAUCCUGCUCUUAUGACUUUGCGCCUCUGUAACAUCCUGGUGAUCAGUUGCUGGGUGCUUGGUUUCCUCUGGUUCCCCAUCCCCAUCAUCAUCAUCUCCCAGAUGUCCUUCUGUGGGUCCAGGGUUAUAGACCAUUUCCUAUGUGACCCUGGCCCUCUCUUGGCCCUCAGCUGUGUGAGAGAUUCUUUAAUAGAGCUGACUAGUUCCACCUUAAGUUCCCUACUUUUAUUUAUUCCAUUUUUCUUUAUCAUGGGGUCUUACGCUUUGGUUAUGAGAGCUGUGUUGAGUGUUCCUUCAGCAGCUGGACGAAGGAAGGCUUUCUCCACUUGUGGGUCCCAUUUGACUGUGGUUUCUCUUUUCUAUGGAUCAGUAAUGGUCAUGUACGUGAGCCCAACAUCUGAACAUACAGCUGGAAUGCAGAAGCUUGUGACUCUGUUUUAUUCUGUAGUUACUCCACUCAUUAAUCCUGUGAUCUACAGUCUGAGGAACAAAGAUAUGAAACAUGCAAUGAAGAAAUUACUGAAAAUAUAA